This is a messenger RNA of Lytechinus variegatus (green sea urchin), 3055 nucleotides long. It is a transcript of the gene tnpo3, whose product is annotated as transportin-3-like. The transcript has 21 exons. The record is from RefSeq and is a predicted model, not a curated record. Gene Ontology annotation, molecular function: small GTPase binding. NCBI's taxonomy places the organism in Eukaryota, Metazoa, Echinodermata, Echinoidea, Temnopleuroida, Toxopneustidae. Gene Ontology annotation, biological process: protein import into nucleus. The coding region runs from base 154 to 2934 and encodes 926 amino acids. Gene Ontology annotation, cellular component: cytoplasm; nuclear membrane.
AUACGGGUGUGUGCAUCAUAAAUGUGUGCAUGCACGCAUAACCGUAUACCACGCACGUGAAUACCCGACUACUGUGAAAACCCAAAUCGGAAGGUCGAGUGCAGUGUCUUGACUGUUUUGCGCUGUAUCCUGAUGAUAUAAACGCCUAAAAUUAUGGAUUCUGCACCUCCAGUAGAUACAGUGGCAGCUGCCAUCCAUGCAUUGUAUCACAAUCCAGAUGCAGCAGAAAAAGAGAGGGCCUCUAUGUGGUUGCAAGAAUUUCAGAGAUCGUUGUUUUCAUGGGAGAUCUCAGAUCAGUUACUGCAGCUGAAGAGAGACGUUGAAACCUGCUACUUCGCUGCCCAGACUAUGAGAACCAAGAUCCAGUAUUCAUUUCACGAGUUGCCGAUGGAAUCUCACGAGAAUUUGAGAGACUCGUUGAUCAAUCAUCUUCAGAUGAUGAGUGACCCCAAGUUCCACGUGAUCACCACGCAACUCUGUCUUGCACUGGCUGACUUAGCUUUACAGAUGACGCAGUGGAAAAACUCAGCGUCGUUUCUCAUUCACAGGUUCUACAGCUCCAACGCAACACACAUUCCCCUACUGAUUGAGCUUCUGACGGUGUUACCCGAAGAAGUCGACAGCCAUUCACUAAGACUGGGUCUCAACAGAAGAGAAGAGUUCAGGGGAGAGCUUGGCGAGGCUGCCGGCACUGUCAUUGAUCUACUGACUGCAUGUUCAGAGAAUUACCUCAACGACCAGAGAUUACUUGGGAAGAUCUUCAAGUGUCUAGCGAGUUGGUUUUACAUCCGAGUGUGUCCUAGUGAGGAGAUGUCCCAGAGCAAGAUAAUAACACUACUCUUUGAAAUACUGAAAAAGCCAGACACACCCUCGAUGCUUCACGAGGCAACAAGCGACUGUCUAUGUGCCGCCCUCUAUAGUAUGGAGGAUGUAGAGGAGCAUCUGCCGCUAGCAAAGGUCCUCUAUCAAGGGAUCAACCUACUUCCGGAGGCAUACACAAUGGCGGUUGCAGAUGACGAUGUCGACAAGUGCAUCAAUUACUGUAGAAUAUUCACUGAGCUAGCAGAAGCUUUCAUGGAAAUGAUGGUCGAGAGUCCAAACCAGGGAUUCGGUGACCUACGCACCCUGGACGCUGUGUUGACCUGCGUCGGCCACCCGCAGAGUGAGGUCGCGGAGAUCACGUUUAAUUUCUGGUACCGCCUCUCGGAGAUUAUCUACAAGAGAGAUAGCAGGGAGCUUACUGACCUGUACAGACCUCACAUAGAGAGGCUUAUACACUCGCUAAGUGUGCAUUGUCAAAUAGACUCAGAUCAUGAAGGAAUCCCCGAUGAAUCAGAUGACUUUGGUGACUUCAGAGUGAGAGUUUCAGAACUAAUCAAAGAUGUCAUCUUCAUAGUGGGUUCUUCCUCCUGUUUUGCACAAAUGUUUCACAAUCUGGCCAGCCAGCAAGGUGCAUCCUGGGAAGUGACGGAGGCUGCCCUCUUCAUCAUGAGUUCGGUCGCGAAGAACGUCCUCCCAGAUGAAACAACAGUAGUCCCUCAAGUAAUGCAAGCCAUCAUCAGCCUUCCAGAAGGAACACAUAAAGCAGUCCGGUACACGAGCACAAGGAUUCUAGGAGAGCUUGCAGAAUGGAUCGAGAAACAUCCUGACUAUCUCGAUCCUGUGCUGAACUUUCUUAUGACUGGUCUUCGGGAUGAGGAUCUAGCUUCAGUUUCCGGCCAGUCGAUACAGAGUAUCUGCUCACAGUGUCAGGACCACUUACAGGGGCAUUUAGAGUGUCUCCUGAAUAUAGCCCAGGCCGUCGAUGCCUUCAAUCUGACGGGAGACUCGGCAUUAGGAAUCAUAAAGGGUACAGCCUUGGUGCUUACUAGGAUGCCCUUAGACAAGGUUCAAGAUGGUCUAAAGAGAUUAGUCUUGGUCCAAGUAACGUCUCUAUCACAGAUCGUGAAAGGUGAGACGUCAACCAAACAAGGCUCAUCGACUGACCCAGUGAUCUGGCUUGAUAGGCUAGCAGCUAUAUUCAGACACACCAACCCCCGCAUCACCAAUGGUCAAGUCCACCCUUGCCUUGUUGUCCUCCAAGAGAUCUGGCCCGUCUUGUCUGAGACGUGCACCAAGUACCAGGCGGACAUCAGGGUCAUCGAGAGAUACUGCAGGUGCCUUCGGUUUGCCAUCCGCUGCAUAGGCAAAUCGGCCGCUGCGUUACUCACGCCGCUGGUCACACAGAUGGUCGGUUUCUACCAGAGUCAUAUGCACUCGUGUUACCUCUACUUGGGCAGUAUAUUAGUGGACGAGUACGGGCAAGAACCUGCCUGUGUUCCAGUACUUAUAGAUAUGUUACAGGCAUUUAUGGGACCAACGUACACCAUUCUCCAAGAACCAUUGGGUCUGCGCAGUCACCCAGACACAGUGGAUGAUUUCUUCAGGUUAUGUACAAGGUUACUCCAGAGAUGUCCCCUAGCUAUCCUUCAGUCCCCAGCUAUGCAGUCUAUACUACCAUGUGCCAUUGCAGCUGUUACACUAGAUCACAGAGAGGCCAACGCUUCAGUCAUGAAAUUCUUCACGGAAGUCAUCCAGUGCGGAAAGGAAAGAUGGGAAUCAGAAGACUACGAACAGAGAAAAGCUGCUGUGAACGCCAUUUUCCAGGAGUAUGGCGAAGCCUUGAUGAAAGCUAUAAUGGAAGCGUGUUCGUUCUACCUACCAGCCUACCGUAUGCCGGAUCACGGCGAAGUUAUCUUCCAUUUGCUGGAGUACGAUAGAGAGAGCUUAUCAAAAUGGCUGGAGGCGGCUCUGAAGACUCUACCAACGGAAACGGCAGGUCGCAUCACGGCGACAGCAAAACAACUUAGUGAUUUCCAUAAGAAUAUUUGCAGUGCUGAUGAGGAGAAAAACGUCUGCUACGCCCUGCGUGAUUUCACCCGCCUCUACAGAUAGCCAACGCGUCGUCAUUGUCCGGGGACACCUUAAGCAAUGAGAUGAUUUUUUUUAACUGUUCUUUUUAAAGCAACAUUUUCUUAAAUUUUAUGGCAAGUUAUAUCGUGAACUUUUUAUGCCU